Patiria miniata (bat star) is the source of this 4358-nucleotide messenger RNA. It is a transcript of the gene memo1, whose product is annotated as protein MEMO1-like. The record is from RefSeq and is a predicted model, not a curated record. The transcript has 9 exons. NCBI's taxonomy places the organism in Eukaryota, Metazoa, Echinodermata, Asteroidea, Valvatida, Asterinidae. The coding region runs from base 130 to 1017 and encodes 295 amino acids.
CAGCUGUCUGCGGUUAACUUCAUCAUUAUCAUAUCAGCUGCAGCCGAAAGAAAACUCGCAAGAGACAACUCGGAGAGCUAUUUCGGUGGCUGUAAAAACACAGAAAAACUUUCCAAGAUAGGUUCAAGAAUGUCUGUAAGACGUGCAAGCCAUGCUGGGUCCUGGUACAGCAGCUCAGAACGAAUGUUGUCGGAAGAGCUUGAUGCCUGGUUGAGCAAUGCAGAGUCAUCAAAGCAUGCCCCAGCUAGGGCAAUCAUUGCACCCCAUGCAGGAUACUCUUAUUGCGGAGCCUGUGGAGCCCAUGCCUAUAAACAAAUAGAUCCCACCAAUAUAAAGCGUGUUUUCAUUUUAGGGCCGUCACAUCAUGUGCACCUACCAGGCUGUGCCAUCACUAGAUGUAAAAUAUACGAGACACCAUUAUACAACCUCAUUGUAGAUACGCAAGUGUGUGAAGAGUUAUGUAAAGACGGUCCCUUUGAUGUUAUGAAGACUCAAACUGAUGAGGAGGAACACAGUAUAGAAAUGCAACUGCCUUACAUCGCCAAGGCAAUGCAGAGUAAACAGGGUCAGUUCACCAUAGUGCCUAUCCUUGUGGGCUCGUUGGUGGGGGAAGGAGAGCAGAUGUACGGCCGGCUGUUCAGCAAGUACCUGGCUGACCCCGAGAACCUGUUUGUCAUUUCCUCAGAUUUCUGCCACUGGGGUCAGAGAUUCAACUACAAGUACAUAUAUGAGCCCUCGUAUCAAAUACACCAAUCCAUCGAGUCCCUGGAUAAAAUGGGCAUGCAAUACAUAGAGAAUCUGGAUCCCGUAGGCUUCCGUAACUACCUAAAGAAACACGGCAACACCAUAUGUGGCAGACAUCCUAUAGCGGUCCUAUUGAAUGCUAUCCAGACAUUAAAGACCAAGAACGGACGCACCAUGUCCCUCAAGUUUCUCAACUACUCUCAGUCCAACCAAUGCAAGUCCAUGCGAGAGAGUUCCGUCAGCUAUGCCUCAGCUUCCUUCACCAUGAGCUGAGAGCAAGCCGUCAGGAAGGUAGUCACAAGCCGCCAAUAUUUCAGGAGGGGAAUAACAAAAAUUAUGAUAAUAUUUAUCUUCGGCAUCUCAGGAUAUCUUCAUAUGUGUGUGUGUGUGGGGAGUUUGGGGUUCAGAAUGAAAACUCAUUCAGAAACAAUUUUGGGCCUCGGGUUGCAGGUUGAAGGAGAGAGAAGAUACCAUUUGUUUUAACAUUUUUUUAAAAAUAAUUGUUUGAGUCCAAGUGUCAUUGUUUGGAACAGACAUGAGAAUCAGGGUCUAGGCUAGAAACGUUAUUUUAGAUGGAAAGAUUUAUGAAAAUGGUCCUUAAAGUAUGAAGUUCUCGUUCAGGGGAAAAUAUGGUUUAAAAAAAGACAGACUGAGGAAUGAAAUAAAAACAAUUGACUUUUUCCAAACCGAACACUUCUCAAGACAGAAAAAUCUUAGUUAAAUACACAGUUUGAAGCACCUUCUGUCAUUAACAUAUGCACCGUCAUUUUGAACAAAUCACGUCUAAGCCGCAGAAUCGCCGUCACGUCGUGAGAGGCAUGAGUAUGGUUGCAAUUAUUCUGUCGAGAUGCCACUUGUUCCACGAUAAUCACAUGAUUUCUCAAUUUUGACGAUUCUGUCUGGGUGCAAGCAAAUCACGGGCCAACCUGUGGUUGGCUUUACCCCGUGUCUUGGGACUCCAUUUUUGCAGAGUGGAUCAUGCUAGAUGAUAUAUCGACAAUUUGUUCAUGAUAAAAGAUAUGCCCAGGCUUUGUGCACGUUACAAGUUGAAGAAAAUCGAAGAAGUUGGACGCAUCUUGAACUGGAUUAUGCCUGAAGUGAAUAAAAAGCCCAAACUUACAUGUAAGUGGAUCUUUUUUCUUGUAUAGCAGUGCCAAUCUUUACAUUGCAUAGCGAGCAUGUUACAAGAAACGCAGUUGUCUAUCCAUAAUUAUGUCACAAUUGACUUUCUGUAGUCAUUUCAGUAUUAUAUAAAUGGAAAAUAUAUGCUGCAAAUUAAUUUUUGUAACUUCUUGUGUCCAAGCUAAAUAGUAAUUGCCAGAAUUAAAACGCAUUAAAAUAAAAAAAUUAAAUGCAAAAUAUUUCCAUUUAUGACACAAAAUUUAUUUCACAUUUACAUGGUGUAUAAAACCAGGCAUGAGUUAAAAGCUUAAAUAACAUUUUGCUGAUGAAAAGCAGACUCAAAAUUUAAACGGGAAUACAGUGCAUCCAAAUGAAUUGUUUGAAGCACUUAUCUGUAACACAAGCUAAAUGGUGAAUGGUUUACAGUUUAAUACCAUUGUUACUUGCAUGCAAUGAUAAAUAACAUCCUCGUCAUUUGAAAAUGCAAAUAUUAAGCCUGCUAUAUGACAUUUGGGGCUAGAAAUUCACAGACAGGUUCAACAGAAAGUACCAGGAAAAAAAGCCCCGUGUGCUAUCUAGAAAUAGAUUGUUUGCACUGCGACCAUGUUUGUGGUCUGUGCUUUUGUUCAACAGGGAUACACAUGAGUAGAUAUAUUGUGCAUUCAUUGUAAUGAAUUAACUUAACAAAACACACCUCAAACAUGGCGUCUGAAUGCAAUUCAUCUAUGAGUUUGUGAUUAAGAAAACAGCUAGCUCUUCAACUUACAUUUCCUUUUUACCUUAGGAAAUAUUUGAAAAUAUGCUGUAACACCCAAGAAUCAUGUAAGAAAUGAAGAAAAUCUUUUGGUUGACCAUGAACUGUGUUGGUGUGUGAACCAUUUUAUUGAGGAUUGCAAGAUUUUCCGACAUACCCUAAAACCCCAAACUUGACUUUUACAAAUGAAACUGUAUUCUAGUGCUCUUAUAUUCUCAUACAGACUGCGUUUGACAUUCGAUACUGAUCAUAAAAGGCAGUACUUACUGAUCAUAUCUAGUAUUUAUGGCAUGAUUAUGGGACCAUUCAAAUGCAUUUACUUCGGCUUAAGCCCGUCACUUGUUUUACUUUCAAAUGUUAUUGCAUUAUGCCUUGUUUAUAUUUGUUAGUAAAACAAAGGAAAGGAAUGGGUCUUAGGAAAGGUGGGAACUGGUUCAUUACAUUGUUAUUAAUGCAGACAUGCUUGCUUUUGACCGAGGCUUUUCAGAAAAAUUGGUGGAUUUUUGCGGAUUCUUAGUGAAGAGUGAUUCCUGCGGUAUGGGCACGCACACAGUAUUUAUUAUAAAUGUAUAUCAAGAUUGUGCAAAAAAAAAGGAAAAAAUGUUGCAACCUGAUGCCACUUCUGCGAUUGUGUACAAAGUCUAUGGAGAGUCAAGAAAAUUGUCUAAGUAUUUCCUAACAAAAUUGGAAAUAUUUCUCAGUCCCAGAUUCAUGUCUUAUCAUCAUUUUUGCAAUGAAUGACCUUCAUUAAGAUGAUAUAUGAAGAAAAAAGUGGCGUCAGGUUGCAACAUUUUGUCCAAAGAAUCUACAAGCGUUUGUAGGCAGGAAAAAAUUAAAUCUUUUGAAAGACCCAAAGGCCAGUUGCAUUACAUUGUACACUUUUACAGGGGUUGGUGCUGAAUUCAACACUCUAAAAAAACAAAAACGUAAUUUCCAUUUUUUAUAGAAGUUAAGAAAUGAAAUGUGGCCAUUAAAAAAUCCUGCAGUAACAAUUUGUCUGCAAGUUGAAUUUAAUAUCGAGAAUUUGAAAUAGUUCGUACAAAAUAGGGGUUUUUGCCCCGAGUUCCGCUAGUCGUGUUAUUGAAUAUCAAAGAUGAAUUCCUAUUUUGUGAUUUUUCUUUCAAAAGAUAUUUACAGUAGUCGUUGUAUGUAGUUAGACUUGUAUUAGAAAUAGAAUCUGUGUAAAGGACGCACCGUUGACGUUUCGGCUAAAUCCGGCUACCGGAUGUUUUUAAGCAUAAUUUAACACCUCUUGACACCAAGUGAAAAACGAUAAAAGUACCACCAUGUAACCAAAAAUAUUGUUCUUUUUGGUUGUGGUAUCCGGUAUCUUCAUUUCUUCCCUGUUUUGUGGGUAUCAUCUUUACUGUCUUUAGAAAUAUUUUGGUUCACAAAACCAAAUUUUUCACUCGGAGACCGUUUAUUUAAUUGGAGGCUAGUCAUCAGAACGUUUGGACGUUAAUGCAUCCAUGAAAAUACUGAUAAGUAUUUUGCCUAUCGCUUGCUUGUCUCUUUUGUUUGUUGGUCAUUCACCUAAGAAGUUGUAAACAGAUUUCCUACUCGAUGCACAGAGCUAAUCUUCUGCAUGGUUCAUUUCCUUGGUAAUCAGAAACUAUGGAUUAUGCAAAGUAGCGAUUCGGAUAAUACUUGUACAUGGAAUGAUUAUAGUUAUAACAAAUGUAGCUAUGUAUAACAAUUCUAUUUCACCAUUUAAUAAAAACUUUUCACAACUACCGUA